This is a messenger RNA of Gossypium raimondii (Peruvian cotton), 1329 nucleotides long. RefSeq names its product delta(3,5)-Delta(2,4)-dienoyl-CoA isomerase, peroxisomal. Gene Ontology annotation, molecular function: delta(3,5)-delta(2,4)-dienoyl-CoA isomerase activity. Gene Ontology annotation, cellular component: peroxisome. The record is from RefSeq and is a predicted model, not a curated record. The transcript is spliced from 2 exons. The coding region runs from base 355 to 1182 and encodes 275 amino acids. NCBI's taxonomy places the organism in Eukaryota, Viridiplantae, Streptophyta, Magnoliopsida, Malvales, Malvaceae.
CUUCUCUCCUCCAAGUCCCAGCAAAUACAAUCCCCAUUCCCCACGCCUCUUUGUUUUCUAAUUCUUUUUCUUUUAUUUUUCUGGGUUACUUAUUAAAUCAAAUCAAAUUCUUGUUGUUGUUAGUUUUUGAAAGAUUUAGAUUGUAUUUCGUUGGGUUUUAAAUCUGGUAUUUUGCUAUCUUAUCUGUUGCCGUUUCUGUGUCUUUGGCUUCGGUUUUUAUAGAGAAAUUGUGAGCUCAAAUCUUUUUUUUUCCUGAAUUGUUCUUGAUUUUGGCAGCUGUAGAAUACUGUGGGAAUUGAAGCAUAAUUUGUGUCAAUUUAUUUGGCCAGUUAUCACAUUUUUUCAGAGAAUAAAAUGGAAGAGAAGUAUGAAACUCUGAAGAUUCAGCAAGAAUCGCCAAAUUCUGGAGUUUUUAACCUAAUCAUUAACCGCCCAUCUGUCAGUAAUGCACUUGGACUCAAUUUCUUUAGUGAAUUCCCCAAAGUUCUUAAUGCGCUCGACCAAAACCCUAUCGUCGCCGUCAUCAUUCUAUCCGGAUCCGGCAACCACUUCUGCGGAGGUAUCGACCUUAAAAGCCUCGCAGCUAUCGCCGAUGAUAACUCGGGUGAUCAAGGCCGCACCAGGGAACGGUUACGGAGAAAAAUCAAGCUCAUGCAAGAUGCGAUCACCGCUAUCGAGCGGUGCCGGAAGCCGGUAAUCGCGGCGAUACACGGCGCGUGUCUUGGCUUGGGGAUCAAUAUCGUGACGGCCUGUGACAUAAGGUAUUGUACUAAGGAUGCAUUUUUUUCUGUCAAGGAAGUGGAUUUGGCUAUCACCGCCGAUCUCGGUACGCUUCAGAGACUACCCGGGAUAGUAGGGUUUGGGAAGGCCAUGGAGUUGUCGUUGACGGGAAGGAGGUUCUCGGGUGAUGAGGCCAAGGAAUUGGGCCUGGUUUCUCGGGUUUUCGGGUCGAGGGAGGAACUGAAAGAAGGCGUUCGCACCAUUGCAGAGGGAAUUGGAGGGAAGCCGCCGCUAGCGGUGGUGGGAACAAAAGCGGUGUUGAUACGAAGCAGGGAUGUGAAUGUGGAACAAGGGUUGGAUUAUGUUGCAACUUGGAACUCUUCCAUGCUUUUGUCUGAAGAUCUGACAGAGGCAAUCUCUGCUCAAAAACAAAAAAGGAAACCAACUUUUGCUAAGCUUUAAAUUUGAUGGUAUGUUUAAUAGGAAUGGGUAGCUGGAUGGAAUCAAGCCAACUUCAAGUUAAUGUGUUUUUAAAUCCAAGUGUAAUGUAGUUAGGUAAAUCCUAUGUGAUUUGGCUACACUUCUAAUUUAAUCUCUCUUCUUAUUGAA